Messenger RNA from Oryzias melastigma (Indian medaka), 1254 nucleotides. Its product is annotated as homeobox protein DBX1-B. The transcript has 4 exons. The record is from RefSeq and is a predicted model, not a curated record. Gene Ontology annotation, biological process: cell differentiation in spinal cord; regulation of transcription by RNA polymerase II. Gene Ontology annotation, molecular function: DNA-binding transcription factor activity, RNA polymerase II-specific; DNA binding. NCBI's taxonomy places the organism in Eukaryota, Metazoa, Chordata, Actinopteri, Beloniformes, Adrianichthyidae. Bases 135 to 1049 code for a protein of 304 amino acids.
AGAGAUGAGGGUCAAACUUCUGAGCGUGUGCGUGUUUCUGCGCGCGUGUGUGCGGGUAUAUAGCCCGUGACCAGGACGCAGGGCGCAAAGUUCUCCCGUUUCCCCCCCGGAUCCACCUGAAGCUGCGGGUCACCAUGAUGUUCCCCUGCAGCGCCCUGCCGCCGCCUCUCUACCCGGCCUUCCUGCGUCCCCCCGCGGCUCUCCCGGCGCCCCUCAACCGCGCGCUGCCCUCCGGCUUCCUGGUGGAGGACCUCCUGCGCCUGAGCCAGCCGGUGGGCUACAUCCACCGGACCUUCUGCCCCACGAGCCUCGGGGACGCGGACUCGUUCGGCCCGGAACCGGGCUCAUCCUCCCGGGUGUCAGGGCCGAGCUCGGAGCGGCCGCAGAGCUCCGGGCAGCAGAACCGAAGCGGUGCCGGGUCCUCGAUCCCCUCCUGCCCGGACUCCGGGUUCCUCAAGUUCGGCGUUAACGCGAUCCUGGCGCCGUGCGCGCGGAACGGUGAGGGUUUGCACUCCAAGUCUCUGCCGCUGCCUCUCUUCGAUGGAAGUCUCCAUCCUCUCCUCCGGGCCUCGUCCUUCCUGUCAGCCUCUUCCUCCGUGGUUCCCGUUCCAGGAACUUUCUCCUGGCCCCUGGCCCCCAGAGGGAAGCCCAGGAGGGGCAUGCUGCGGCGGGCUGUCUUCUCUGACCUCCAGCGGAAAGCCCUGGAGAGGACCUUCCAGAAGCAGAAGUACAUCAGCAAACCAGACAGGAAGAAGCUGGCCAGUAAACUGGGCCUGAAGGAUUCACAGGUGAAGAUCUGGUUCCAGAACCGCAGGAUGAAAUGGAGGAACUCUAAGGAGCGGGAGCUGCUGUCAACGGGCGGCUGCCGCCAGCAGACCCUCCCCACCAAAGCCAACCCCCACCCGGACCUGACGGACGUGGGCAGCAGCCAGGAGCCCCACCUUCCCCAUCCUCACCUUCACCUCCACAAGGCCUCGUCUCCAUCUGCAGACUCCAGCAAGCAGUCAGAGCUGUCAGAGUCAGACGGGGAGGAGAUCACCGUCUCAUAAGACUGAUCCGACUGACUGACUGUUGUGUACAUACCUGUAUUUACUGGCUGUUUGUGUACAGUGAUGUUCUCUGCACGGCCUGUGAGCCACGCAGACUCUUCUGUUUAGAGUGUGUGUAGAUGCAAAUGUCAGAAACCUUGUAAAAAUGUUUUUAAUGACAUUUUGUACUUUUCAUAUUUUCUUAAAUAAACCUUUAAACUUUUUA